CGUCAUUAAUAGAUGAUUGAACUGCUUGCUUCAUAAUACCACCGCACUCAACCUGAGUCUUUCUCACACCACUCACUACCAUCACAAUGUCCAUCUGGCAAGCAUAUCAGAACCUUCCCCCCAAAACCAAGCUUGCCGUCGGCGCAGGCCUGCUAGCAUGGGGCGUCCUCGGCCUCCAGUUCUCAGACGAGCUCGAGUCUAAACUGGGCUUCAUCCCCACUGAGGCCGACAAGGCCGAGCUGGAGAAGCUGGCGCCUCGGAUCCAUGGAUUUCCCACUGUGGACGGCGUUCCGGAGACUGAGGUAUCUCCACGGUUGCUCAAGGACUUGGGCUUCCUGACGAGGAGCUAUUGGCAGACAGAUGCCAGCUCAUCAGAUAUCAUCGGAAAUCUGCGAAGGCCUAAGUAG
Messenger RNA from Parathielavia appendiculata, 407 nucleotides. RefSeq lists its product as uncharacterized. The transcript has 4 exons. The coding region runs from base 87 to 407 and encodes 106 amino acids. The record is from RefSeq and is a predicted model, not a curated record. Lineage: Eukaryota; Fungi; Ascomycota; Sordariomycetes; Sordariales; Chaetomiaceae.